Messenger RNA from Penicillium chermesinum, 1878 nucleotides. Its product is annotated as S53 family peptidase. NCBI's taxonomy places the organism in Eukaryota, Fungi, Ascomycota, Eurotiomycetes, Eurotiales, Aspergillaceae. The coding region runs from base 1 to 1878 and encodes 625 amino acids. Gene Ontology annotation, molecular function: tripeptidyl-peptidase activity; serine-type endopeptidase activity. Gene Ontology annotation, biological process: proteolysis. The record is from RefSeq and is a predicted model, not a curated record. The transcript is spliced from 3 exons.
AUGAAGACAUCAAUUCUCGUGUUGGGGGCGGCUGCGGUUGCCCUCGCUGCACCUACUUCUCACUCUUAUGCGGUGCACGAACGACGAGAGUACAUCCCCAACUCCUGGGUUGAGGGGAAGAGAUUGGACGGGUCUACCUCGCUCCCUGUACGGAUUGGUCUGACCCAGUCCAACUUGGACAAAGGUCAUGAUCUUCUCAUGGCUGUGUCGGACCCCACCUCCGACCGCUAUGGAAAGCAUUUGAGUCAGGCCGAGGUCCAUGAUAUGUUCGCUCCAAGCCAACAGAGUGUGGAUGAGGUCCGGGCCUGGUUAGAAUCUGCUGGUAUUGCCGCGCACCGCAUCUCCCAGUCGGUGAACAAGCAAUGGAUUCAAUUCGAUGCCGACGCCAAGGAGCUCGAGGACCUGCUCCGCACCGAAUACUAUAUCUAUUCGCAUGCUGACUCUGGAAAGUCCCAUAUUGCGACUCGCGAGUACCAUGUGCCACACUCCGUCCGCGAGCACAUCGAUUAUAUCACUCCCGGCAUUGCCCUGCGUGGCGUGAACAAUGUCAAGAAAUCUGUCACUAAUGUCGACAAGCGCAACUUGAAUGGCUUGCCUCCUAUUCUGCAGCCGAUCGCCGUCUCGCUCGAGAACCUCUUGCAUGGCCUGCUUGAUUUCUGCUCCCUGGCCAUUACCCCCCAGUGUAUCAAGGAGAUGUACAACAUCACCAAGGGUACAUCCUCAACCAAGGGCAACGAGCUCGGUAUCUUCGAGGAUACCGGGGAUGUCUACUCCCAGACCGAUCUCGAUCUUUUCUUCGGAUCCUUGGCCAGCGAAAUUCCCAUUGGCACGCACCCCCAUUUGUCCGCGGUUGAUGGUGCUGAGGCGCCUACCAGUGUAGCCAAUGCUGGCCCUGAAUCUGAUCUCGAUUUCCAGAUCUCUUACCCUAUCAUCUGGCCUCAGAACUCGAUUCUCUUCCAGACCGACGACAUGGUUUACGAAGAGAACUAUACCUUCAAAGGCUUCUUGAACACCUUCCUCGACGCUAUUGAUGGAUCCUACUGUGACUACAUCUCUCCAUUGGACCCAUCCUACCCCGACCUGCCGAUGGGGGCUACAAGGGCAAGCUGCAGUGCGGCGUCUACAACCCACCCAAUCUACCAGCGCCGCCAGUGCAACGAGUUCAUGAAGCUCGGACUCCAAGGUGUCUCGACCAUCGUUGCCUCUGGUGACUCUGGUGUCGCGGGACGCGGCGGUGACCCUACCCCCAGCAACUGCCUCGGUGACCAGGGCCAGAUCUUCGCCCCUGACUUCCCUGCGUCGUGCCCCUACCUGACCGCCGUCGGAGCGACCCAUCUGCCUGCCGGUGCUCAGGCCGGAGCUCACCAGGAGCAGGCCGUAACUAGCUUCCCAUCGGGCGGGGGCUUUAGUAACAUCUACGCCCAGCCCGACUACCAGACCAAGGCGAUCAAGGAGUACUUCUCCACAGCCAACGUCUCCUACCCAUACUACGAGACCGUGGACAACAAGACCAUCGGCGCUAAUGGCGGUAUCUACAACCGUGCCGGCCGUGGCUACCCCGAUGUCUCUGCGAUCGGUGACAACGUUGUUAUCUUCAACAAGGGUCUGCCUGUUACUAUUGGUGGCACUUCGGCCUCUGCGCCGGUCUUCGCUGCCAUCCUCACCCGUAUCAACGAGGAGCGCCUUGCCGCUGGCAAGUCGACUGUCGGGUUUGUAAACCCUACCCUUUAUGCCAACCCUGGUGCCUUCUUCGAUGUCACCCAGGGCAGCAACCCCGGUUGCAAGACCGAUGGUUUCCCUGCCGCCGAGGGCUGGGACCCUGUCACUGGCCUGGGGACUCCUAAUUUCCCCGAGCUGCUCAAGGUCUUCAUGCAGUAG